This is a messenger RNA of Vitis vinifera (wine grape), 2145 nucleotides long. RefSeq lists its product as uncharacterized. Lineage: Eukaryota; Viridiplantae; Streptophyta; Magnoliopsida; Vitales; Vitaceae. The record is from RefSeq and is a predicted model, not a curated record. Bases 388 to 1668 code for a protein of 426 amino acids. The transcript is spliced from 3 exons.
UGACUUCUACUCUCACUUUACUUUCUUACACGUAAGAGGCAACACAGAAAGUUCCAGGUGGAAGAAAACGCCGGACUGGUCUCUCUUCACUGGAACGGUUUCUUCAGGCCUAGGCAUUUUCCACAGCGUGGGCUUCUGCCAUUUCUUCAUUAUUCCCAAUCGGAAAGUUGUCUGCUUUCCACCACAGCCACCUCCACAUUUUCUCCAUCCACUUCGCCUUCAAUUUCUCCCCCAUUCGUCAAAACUCGAGAUAGCUGACCACCGCGAGCAGGUUCAGUUGAGCAGAAACUUCAAUAUUUACUCACAUUUUUCAAACCCUAGAGUCCGUACACUAGCCUUUUUUUUAUUUUCUGGGGUUGGGUGUUUUUUUUGUGCGGAGCAUAGGAAAUGGAGUUUGAUCCGAGGGUUGUUGUGAUUGAUGAUACAGAGGAUGAUCUCAACGGCUGCAGUGUUCAUGAGUUUAUAUCUUCGUUGAGAUCUUCGUUUCGGCCGCCUGAUUUUGAUAGAAUGGAGGAGUACUUGAUGUUGAGGGAGAAGAAUCGGAAGCGAGAGAAGGAGGAUUUAGAGGCGAAGACGAAGAAAAUUUCGGACGCAUUGUCGGCUGAACUCGGGAAAAAAAGGAUAGAGAACGAGUUGCUUGAGGGGAGACACGCAGAAGAGGUUUCGGAGAGACUGUUGCUCCAAGGCGAAUUGAAUGAGUGUAAGAGACAGUGCGAACGGCUCAAAGAGAAUGUGACUCGAUUGAGCGAAGAUCAGAGGGUGAUGUGUGAUAGAGAGAAGAGAGGUGAGGAGAGAUAUGGCAGGUUGUUGGAAGAAUUGAAGAGAAAUGAGGAAUGUAUUGCUCAAUUGAACUGUAGGAACACGGAAUUGGAAUGUGAGAAAAGAUCGGGGGAGGCUGAGAAUGAGAUGUGGAAGAAAAGAUUUGGGGAGCUGGAGUCUAGGAUAUUGGCAUUGGAAGAAGACACUGAAAUGUUGAAGAGGGCAGAACCCAACUUUUAUGAGAGAAUGAAGGGGGACUUCCGAGUGAGAACUGCAGGCUUCCCUGAAUUGAGGGCUGAGCAGGAAGCAGGUACCAUUAUAAAAAUUAAGAAAGAGAUGGACCUGGAAUCAACUUCGGGGAAUUUGGAAACUAUGCCAAUUGAUCAAAUUGUGAGGAAUUCUGUUAAAAAAUAUCAUGCCUCACCAGGUGCAGGCUCUAGCUGCCAUACCCCUCCCAAAGGAAUCCGAAGUUUACAGGGCGGAGGUGGUGGAACACCUGCAUUUGUAGGCUCUAUCAAUAUCAGUGACAGUGAUGAUGAAAUGCCCAAAGUAAUGAGAAGUAAUUCAACUGAUCAUGAUUCAAAAGAAGUUAUGAGUGGAAAAGAAGAGCUUCCUCAAAAAAUGAAACAGGUCAUGCUUUUGAAUCAAAGAGGUACCCGAGAUAAACUUGAAAGCAAACAAGAAAGUUUGGGUUGUACUGAUGCAGAAGAUACUCCAAAAAGAAAAGAAGCUUCUUCUUUGACACGUAAUCCAGUGUUUUUGAAGCGAUUCAAAGGAGGAACUAAUGCAGAAGAUACCUGCGAUAUAUUUAACAGUGAUGAUAGCUCCUCUGGCUCUGAAAGUGAAGGACCUGACGAUUUUACUUUUGAUCUGAUUAUGUCAAAACUUCAAAGCAACCAACGGGGAUGAUGCAUUCAGGUAUAACCGUAUGACAAACAAAGCAAGGGGGACUGCUGCUUUGGCCAAGUAACUGAAGAAAUUCAUUACAGAAGUACAACCCAGAAGGCCUUGAUGCAACUGACUAGCCAUUACCAGAAGGAUGUCAGUUUUUGAAUUUCCAUUCUUGCAUGGAUUUCAAACCCUCCAUCAGGUUUUUUUCUCCUCUAGGUAUGAGCAUGUAUGUAGUUUUUCCUUGUCCGGCUUUUCUGAACUAGAAGAAUACUCGAUGUUACAAAUUUCGGUUUAUGUAGCCUUUCCCUUUUAAGCCUUCUAGGGUUUCUCAUACAUGAUAGUAAAUGUUAUGGAUCUCGCUUUACGAAUACUAUCAAAUCCUAUGCCCUCUAAAAUUUUCCAUUCUAUAGAAUGCAGGUUGUAUUUGUAUAUGCCUUGUGACCGUUGCAUCUCUGCCUAAUUCUAAAUGUAACUUUUUUUGCACUGUUUGAGUUA